AUGGCCAGUGAGGUGCCGGCGUUCGGAGCUCCGGCGAGGGGCAGCAGGGCGCGCGGCGAGGGGGCAGCCGGAGUCGCAGGUGCUGCAACAGGGGCGGCCGGCGCGGAGGACAGCAGGGGCGGCUGCUGCGGGCGUCGUUCGAAGGUGCUGCAGGCGGCGGGCAACCGGCGCGGCGAGGACAGGGAGCGGCGCUCAGGCGGAGGGGCGGCAACCGGCGCGGCGAGGGGGAUCGGGCUGCGGGCUCGGCGGUCGUCGCGGCUGCAGGUGCUGCAGCGGCGUCGGGGGCUCGGGCUGCAAAGCAGAGGCGGAGAAGCGGCGAAGCCUAGGCCGCUGGCGUCGGCAGCAGCGGCGGCGACUGCAGGAGGACGCGGCGUUCCGGCGGUUGCUGCAGCAGCGGUGACCGGCGCGGGAGUAGAAGAUGAAGAAGAGUUCGAGAGAUUAGUGGCGGUUUUUGGAGCCAGAGUUGAAAAGAUGAUGACAAUGACGAGAACAAAGGCAAGGAGGAGGAGGAGAAAGCUUGAGAAGAGUGAGGCAUAG
This is a messenger RNA of Eucalyptus grandis, 537 nucleotides long. RefSeq lists its product as uncharacterized. Bases 1 to 537 code for a protein of 178 amino acids. Lineage: Eukaryota; Viridiplantae; Streptophyta; Magnoliopsida; Myrtales; Myrtaceae. The record is from RefSeq and is a predicted model, not a curated record. The transcript is spliced from 2 exons.